UGGUCAACAUAUUCUCCUCAUCCCAUGACACGACCCUUGAAUCAAAAUCAAGGACACUGAUUACUCACCUAGAAAGAAUAGAGAAGGAACCAAAUUAUAAAAGCAAAUUACUGCACCUUCAUCUUUUCUAUGACUUUUCUUAGUUAGAGAGAGACCUUUAUCUCCCCUCCAGAUAGCCCAUUUCCCCUCCUCCCUCUCUUUGCUUGUGCUCAUUAGUCUUUACCCUAUCACUGCCAGAGAGAGCAAAUGGCUCAACAGGAAGGAGGCUGGCCUCUUGGAUUGCAACCACUAAUUAAUGUGAGGGUUGGGCUUAUCAGGAGGAGCUUGGACGUCUCUAGCUCCCUCUCCUUCACUGCCUCCCCAACUUCUACUACCACAACUACAUCGGAGUUUGAUACCGAGUCGAGCAUCACACUCGGGAAUCUCAUUGGCAUUACUAGAAUUGUUGAGCUCUCAAACGGGAGAAAAUGCAGUACCAUGAGAGAGAGGAAAAGCUGCUGCAAGGCUAAGGACUGCUUCUCUCUUUGCCCUAGAGCUCAAUUCAAUAGUGAUGAAGGUUGCAGGGCUCCAUCACUCGGCCAUUUUCUUCAGGUGGAGAGAAGAGCUCAUAAUGCUCGGAUUAACUCUCUGUUCUCUAAUGGCCUCAUUGCUCCUACGACCAACGAUCGCAGUUCUUGUAUUAAAAAAGGCAUGGGUCAUGGAGUUGGGUUUUGUUUUGGUUUGAUAUUUCCGUGCAUGAGAUGAACCUGUGUCAGCUGCAGCAAUCUCAAAAUUUUUGAUGAAUAUUGAGGAGGGGUUUAUAUUA
This is a messenger RNA of Asparagus officinalis (garden asparagus), 805 nucleotides long. RefSeq lists its product as uncharacterized. The record is from RefSeq and is a predicted model, not a curated record. The transcript is spliced from 3 exons. The coding region runs from base 247 to 744 and encodes 165 amino acids. Lineage: Eukaryota; Viridiplantae; Streptophyta; Magnoliopsida; Asparagales; Asparagaceae.